Messenger RNA from Penicillium odoratum, 1428 nucleotides. RefSeq lists its product as uncharacterized. The record is from RefSeq and is a predicted model, not a curated record. Bases 1 to 1428 code for a protein of 475 amino acids. Lineage: Eukaryota; Fungi; Ascomycota; Eurotiomycetes; Eurotiales; Aspergillaceae. Gene Ontology annotation, molecular function: N,N-dimethylaniline monooxygenase activity; flavin adenine dinucleotide binding; NADP binding. The transcript is spliced from 3 exons.
AUGGAUAUUGAGCGAAUAGCCAUUAUUGGCGCUGGCCCCUGUGGCCUUGGUGUUGCAAAGUAUCUUCUGGCGGAAAACAAAUUCAAAACUAUCACUAUCUUUGAACAGCGCGACCAGCCUGGUGGUGUCUGGAAUUACACUGGUGAUGAAGGGACCAGCAAGAAUACCAUUUCAAUUCCUCAUUCCAGUCCCAGCUCAGAGAAUCAGCAGCCAGUGAACGGGAAGUUCAUCUCACCUGUUUAUGAUGCCUUGGAAACAAACAUUCCCCAUUCAAUGAUGCAAUUCUGCGAUUUUCCCUUCCCUGCUGGGACUGCAUUAUUUCCUUUGCACGUGGUGGUGAAGGAGUAUUUGCACAGAUAUGCCGAAAAGCUGCGGGGUAUCAUUAAGCUACGAUCGCUUGUUCUCGAUGUAUCUGUGUCUAUGAAACAUCCUCGCACGAAAUGGACGGUCACAUGGCGGGAUCUUCAACACGAAAAGGUCUUAAAUGCUCGGUUUGAUGCCGUCGUUGUGGCGAAUGGUCAUCAUAAUGACCCUAAAGUCCCUAACAUACCCGGUCUGGCUGAUUGGGAUGAGAAAUUCCCAGGGUCCAUCAUCCAUUCAUCUAUUUAUCGGCGCGCAGAUCCAUUUACUAACAAGAAAGUCAUCGUGGUGGGCCACUCCGCCUCAGGAAUCGACAUUGCGUCGCAAAUCAGCCAGGUAUCGCAACACCCAUUGCUGAUCUCAGAACGAACAGAAACAAUCUUACCACCGAAUAAAGCAGCAGUCACAAAGAGUCUCCCUGAAAUCAGCCUGCUUGAUGCGAAAAAUAGCCGAGUGCUAUUUGCGAACGGCCAUGAAGAGAAGGACGUUGAUAACAUCGUGUUUUGUACCGGAUAUCAUUUUUCUUUGCCAUUUCUAUCAAGUACUCAACCAAGCAUCAUUACCGAUGGUCUGCGACCGCACAAUUUAUACCAGCACGUGUUCUUCACCUCAGAGCCGACACUGGCUCUGAUUGGGUUUCCCCAACGGAUCGUGCCAUUCCCAAUUAGCCAGGCACAAGGGGCGUGGGUUGCGCGGGUCUUUUCUGGGAGGCUGAAGUUGCCUUCGCAAGCAGUGAUGGAGGAGUGGAUUGAGGAGUGGAAGGCUGAGCGCGGUGAUGGGCGCAAUUUCAACGUUCUUGGCUUUCCGCUUGAUGCGGAGUAUAUCAACUCUUUACACAAGAUAAGCUCGGCAGCGAUGCGCCGCGAUGGACUUGAAAACGAUGGAAGGGGAAAAAGGCCACCAUUCUGGGGCGCGAAAGAGAAGUGGACACGCGAGAAGAUCCCAUUGAUCAAAAAGGCGUCGCAGGCACUAGGUAGUCGGCGAAGAGAAAUCAAAAGCCUCGAGGAGCUUGGAUUCAAGUUCGAAGUAAAUGCUGAAGAUGCGGGAUUGAAUAAAGCUCAUUUGUAA